Molecule: messenger RNA, 773 nt
Organism: Cherax quadricarinatus
Lineage: Eukaryota; Metazoa; Arthropoda; Malacostraca; Decapoda; Parastacidae
Gene: Nxt1
Product: NTF2-related export protein 1
Biological process (GO): poly(A)+ mRNA export from nucleus
Cellular component (GO): nuclear pore central transport channel
Source: RefSeq, a predicted model, not a curated record
UCACUAUGGAAUGUUUUACUUCUACACAACUGUCAUACCUCCAGCUGAUUGUCUACCAACCCGCUGCCCUCAAAGAUUUUUUUUUAAUAUCAUCUCUGCCGCUCCGUUGAUGCGACGCGCGACGCUCGACAGUCACUCAUGUUUUAGCGACGUUGUAGAGUAACUUGUAGGAGGAGAGGAAGUGGAGGAGGAAGAUGAAGAGGAAGAGAAGAGUUUGGAGUGAGCGAAACAUUGUGGGAAGGAGACGAGAGCAGUGAAAUAUCCAGCGCUUCUCGCUCACUAGUAAACAAACCCACGAAAUGGCGGCGGAGACGGAUAACCUAAAGAUACUGGAAGCCUGCACAGCUGCUGAGAACUUCACUAAAUUGUACUAUGAAUUUGUAGACAAGAUGAGGCAUAAAUUAUCAAAAUUAUAUUUAGAGGAUGGAAAAUUGGUGUGGAAUGGUAAUGCUGUGGAUGGCAACACCAAUAUUCAAAAAUUUUAUGAGGACUUGCCUACAAGUAUUCACUCCAUCACGUGUCUAGACAGUCAGCCCGUUCGAGAGGAGGCCGUUGGUCAGCAGUCAACUAUUCAGGUGACUACAGCUGGCUUUGUUACAUUGAAAGAUCGCAAGUACCCAUUCAACCAGUCAUUUCUGAUUACAGCAAAAGGAGAUAAAUGGAAAGUAGUCUCAGAUGUGUUUAGAUUUCAAGCAGUUGCCUAACAGAAAAGGGACAGAAUUUAAGGUCACUUUAUAAUUAUUUUGUAUCAAAAUUAAAUAAUUUUUUCAUAA